AAAAAGCUUCCUCCUUUUUUCUGCCCUUUCUUUUUCACUCUCAAGCCUUUAUCUUCUCCCCUUCUAAUUCAUUUUCUUCCCUGCAAAAAUUGAAAUCAAAAGCCCUUCUUUGGUAAUUUGCACUCUCGAAACCCUUUACAUUCCUCUCCCCAGUUCUAAGCUCAUAUAUAUAUCCACAUAUACACACACAGAGACACACAUAAUUAUACACGCAUAAGGAUAGGUCUGCAGAUCUUUGGAAAGUUUCUCGACGUACGGUCUCAAAACCCUUUUAAUUUCUUCUUCUUUCUGAUUAUUAAGCUCUCAUAAUUAGUCUGCUUCAGUUCAGUUCUACUCCUCCGAGCUUUUUUUCAGCCAUGAACAACUCAGUAUCAACGAGUUUGCACCAGAGAAAAUCGACGAAGAAGAAGACCAAACCCAAGUCGAAGGCUGUGAAGGUGGUCUACAUAUCCAACCCCAUGAAGGUCAAGACUUGUCCUUCCAGAUUCAGAGCCUUAGUGCAAGAACUCACCGGCCAAGACGCUGAAUUUCCGGCUGACCCUACCAAGUGGUACUUCACUUCCGCCGAAGGUAACAUCAACGGCGGCGAUCUCAUAAUCGGAGCUGCUGACCCGAACCCGACUGAUUCCGAUGAGCGUCGUAUUGUCGGGCCCGGAAACAAUAAUAAUAUUACCGACGAUAAUGAUGACGAUGAACAUGAAGCAGUCGUACUGUCGGAGGUCCCCACGGUGGGCCCGGCCGUGGUGGCGGCGGCUCCUCACGUGCCUUCUCAGCCGUUAGAUGAUGAGAUUUUCACGGCUCAGAUGAUGGAGAACUUUUCUGGGCUGUUCCAAUCAAGUUUGUACUACAACGAGUCUGCAGCCUCUCAAGUUGAUCUGCUAACGAUGCUUAAUGAUGUAAUGUGAA
This is a messenger RNA of Carica papaya (papaya), 906 nucleotides long. It is a transcript of the gene SIB2, whose product is annotated as VQ motif-containing protein. Lineage: Eukaryota; Viridiplantae; Streptophyta; Magnoliopsida; Brassicales; Caricaceae. The record is from RefSeq and is a predicted model, not a curated record.